AUGGCCAACGCGUUCUCUCUUGUAGCACAACAAUACAAAGCUCUACUGAAAAAAAACGUACUCCUCUCAUGGCGAAGCAAACGCUCAAUCCUCCUCCAACUACUCUCUCCAAUCAUCUUCAUCUUCCUAAUCUUCGCCGUCGACAAAGCAAUCAAAGCACAAACCUCCACAACUUCAUCUUACAAAUCCGUAACAAACCCUGCCUCUCUACCUUCCCCGCCAAUCCCACCUUGCGAGCGUAAAUUCUUCGUUAAGCUUCCUUGUUACGAUUUCGUAUGGAGUGGCGAUAACAAUCCAAAGUUUCACACAAUUGUGAAUAGAAUUAUUAGUAAUAACCCUGGUAGACCUAUUCCGAUUUCUAAAGUGAAGUCGUUUAGGGAUAAGGGGAAGGUUGAUAAGUGGCUUUUUGAUAAUCCUAUGCAAUGUCCUGGCGCGAUUCAUUUUCGUGAAGAGAAUGCUAGUGUUAUUGGUUAUGGGAUUCAGACUAAUUCUACUAGUGUUCAGAAACGGGGAAGAUUUGAAGAUCCCACUUUUUCUUUUCAAUUGCCUCUUCAGCUUGCUGCUGAACGUGAAAUCGCCAGAUUCCUUAUUGGAGACCCGAGCUUCAAGUGGAAUGUGUUUUUGAAGGAAUUUGCGCACCCAGCAAUGAGUCCUUUCUCUGCUGUUAGAACAAUAGGUCCGGCGUUUUUUCUUGCAAUUGCUAUGUUUAAUUUUGUUCUUCAGAUGAGUUCUUUGGUCACAGAAAAAGAGCUUAAACUUCGCCAGGCAAUGACUGUGAUGGGGCUUUACGACUCUGCGUACUGGUUAUCAUGGCUAACCUGGGAAACAGUUGUUACAGUCCUAUCAUCUAUUCUCGUAGUUCUCUCUGGCAUGACGUUUCAGUUUGAUUUCUUCUUGAAAAACAAUUUCGCUGUUCUGUUCUUUUUGUUCUUCCUAUUUGAACUCAACAUGACUGGGCUGGCCUUCAUGUUAUCUGCUUUCAUUCGUAAAUCAUCUUCUGCAACAACAGUCGGCUUCUCCAUAUUUAUUGUCGGCUUUGUGACUCAGCUUGUGGUACAAGCAGGAUUUCCUUAUACUGAUAGCAUCUCUGUUACUUUCCAAAAUUUAUGGUCUUUGUUUCCGCCUAAUCCUUUUGCUCAAGGCCUGAGUAUACUUUCAGAUGCAGUUUCAACCCCUGAAGAUAAUGGUCUUAGCUGGAGUAAACGGGGAGAAUGUGCCGAUUAUGACGUUUGUGUGAUCACAAUUAAUGAUAUUUAUAAAUGGCUUCUGGCCACAUUCUUUCUGUGGUUCGUUCUGGCCUUGUACUUUGACAAUAUAAUCCCGAAUGCAAUGGGUGUGAGGAAAUCCGUGUUAUACUUUCUAAAUCCUCAUUAUUGGACGGGAAACGGAGGACAAAAAGUGAAAGAGGGCGGGGUUUGUAGUUGCUUAAUUUCAGCCCAUCAUGAAGAUAAUAGUACAGCAGAUGAUGAAGAUGUCAUUGAGGAGGAAAAUGCUGUGAAGUUGCAACAAACACAAGGUGUGGUUGACGCAAAUGUUGCUGUUCAGAUACAUGGCAUUAAAAAGACUUAUCCUGGUACAUAUAACAUCGGUUGCUGCUUUAAAUGUAAAAAAAGUGCACCUUAUCACGCUCUUAAGGGCUUGUGGGUGAACUUUACAAAGGAUCAGUUGUUUUGUCUUUUAGGACCGAAUGGAGCUGGAAAAACUACAGCUAUUAAUUGUUUGACAGGGAUAACUCCAGUAACUGAUGGAGAUGCAUUGAUUUAUGGACAUUCAAUCCGAAGUUCCACUUGCAUGUCAAACAUUCGAAAGCUUAUAGGAGUGUGUCCCCAGUUUGAUAUCCUAUGGGAUGCACUGUCUGGUCAAGAACACCUCGAACUCUUUGCUAGUAUUAAAGGCCUUUCCACAGCUUCUAUAGAAUCAAUUACUCAGACAUCACUGGCAGAGGUGAGACUCAUGGAUGCAGCCAGAGUAAGAUCUGGAAGUUACAGUGGAGGAAUGAAACGUCGUCUCAGUGUUGCAAUUGCCCUUAUUGGCGACCCUAAAUUAGUCAUUUUGGAUGAACCAACCACUGGUAUGGAUCCAAUAACAAGAAGGCAUGUGUGGGACAUAAUUGAAAAUGCGAAAAGAGGGCGUGCCAUUGUUCUUACAACACAUUCUAUGGAAGAAGCUGAUAUUCUAAGUGAUCGCAUAGGAAUCAUGGCAAAGGGAAAGCUCCGAUGCAUUGGCACCUCAAUUAGAUUGAAGUCACGCUUUGGCACUGGUUUUAUUGCUAAUAUUAGCUUCUAUGGAAGCAAUAAUGAAAACAGUCCUGUAAAUGGUGAUGCAGUAUCAACAAGACAUCAUGAGGCUGUGAAGCAAUUCUUCAAGAACCGAUUGGAUGUAGUACCAAAAGAGGAAAACAACAACUUUCUAACUUAUGUGAUUCCUCAUGAAAGAGAGACACUCCUGACAGAUUUUUUUUCAGAGCUUCAAGAUAGAGAACAAGAAUUUGGCAUAUCUGACAUCCAGCUUGGUCUAACUACUCUUGAAGAAGUUUUCUUGAAUAUCGCAAAGCAAGCAGAGCUGGAAAGUGCUACAGCUGAAGGGAGCCUAGUGACUUUGACCUUGACAUCUGGAGAGUCUGUGGAGAUUCCAAUAGGAGCUAGGUUUGUGGGAAUUCCAGGAACAGAGUCUUCUGAAUACCCUACAGGUUUUAUGGUAGAAGUAUACUGGGAGCAAGAUGACACUGGUGCCCUUUGUGUCGCCGGCCACUCACAGAAAGCUCCUAUUCCUCAAAAUAUCCAACCACCUUCAUCUGCUACUGCAAGACAACGCCGGUCAGGGUCAGUUCAUGGGGUUGUGAUUGAUCCAAGUCAAGUUAGUUCAGACAAUUUCCAAUGA
Vicia faba (fava bean) is the source of this 2880-nucleotide messenger RNA. The record is from the annotation of a GenBank genome assembly. NCBI's taxonomy places the organism in Eukaryota, Viridiplantae, Streptophyta, Magnoliopsida, Fabales, Fabaceae.